AUGUCGUCGGGGAGAGGCGGCGAGGGCAGCAGCGAGCCGGACGAGGCCGCGGAGGAGAUCAACGUCGACUCGGACUCGCGCAGCUGCCCGGGUAGUCCAAGUUGCCCCUCGCCCCCUCCAGUCAAGGAGCUGCUGCUGCGCAGCGAGCCGCCCACGAGCUACACCCGCGCCAGCCACCCCUUCAGCAUAAGCCGGCUCCUGGAGCAGCAGCCGCCCAGCCAGCCCGCCCCGGAGGAAGAGUCGGCCCAACGUGCCCCCAGCUGGACGGGCUGCUGGACAGCUGCCGAUGGGCACGAGGCGGAGCGCUGCUCCGACAGGGACGACGACGACACGGGCAGCACUCCGGAGCAACAGCACCAGCAACCACAGUCCAGCCAACUCCAGGCAGCGGACCUGCUUGCGCCGUUCAGGCUCUUCCCGGGUGCCUCGGGACUGUUGUACUCGAACGGGGUGAUACGGGUGCCAGCGCACAGGCCACCCGGAGGCGCCCAGGGACUCAUGCCACCCUGGGCGACGGGAACUCUCGGUCCUCUGGGAUCUGCCAGCCAACAGCAGCAACAAGCGGCGGCGGCCGCUGCCGCGGCGGCCAGCGCGGGACUGCACACCGCCAGGUUUCUGGCCAACCUUGCCGCCCACCCGCUCCAGGUGCACCCGCACCUCAAGGACCGACUAGCCGUGGCCGGAACGUUUCCACGGCGCAUCGGGCACCCGUACCAAAACAGAACACCACCGAAGCGAAAGAAGCCGCGCACGAGCUUCACGCGGCUCCAGAUAGCCGAGCUGGAGAAGCGCUUCCACAAGCAAAAGUACCUGGCCUCGGCCGAACGCGCGGCCCUGGCCAAGUCGCUCAAGAUGACGGACGCCCAAGUCAAAACGUGGUUCCAAAACCGACGGACAAAGUGGAGACGCCAGACAGCCGAGGAAAGGGAGGCGGAGAGACAGGCAGCCAACCGGCUGAUAAUGACGCUGCAGGCCGAAGCUCUGAACAAGUACGCGCCGGGGGCCGGCAUUGCUUCCGGAGCCGUGGUUCCUAAUCUCGACGGUCAGACAACGCCGGGGUCGCUGACGCAUCCGGUGAGCCAGUGGACGCCACCCUGUGGGAGAAUGCAGCCUCUCGCGGAUCCCAUCUGCUAAGAUUCCAUCCAAAAGUCACGCGCGCUCUCUUGCUCCUUAUCGCUCACUCAGCAAAGGAGACACUCGAUCGAACGCUCUUCGUACUACCUACUUCAGGUUCAAUUCUUUUGUAAUCUCUCUCCAUUUUUUGCAGAAUGGGUUUUUUUUUUCUCCCCUUUUAUUUACAUAUUUGUAUCCAAACCAAGUCUCUCGUCCGACCAAUUUGCGACGUUCGUCAAAGCUUGAUCAUUCAAUUCUAUCGAUAAGAAAUAAUUAUUAUAAUAAUAACAGUAAUAAUAAUAAUAAUAGCUAUUGUCAUAAUAAAGAUGUAGUAAUAAAACGAAAUAAUAAUGUGCAAUGGAGAAGACAUGAGGUACGACGGUAUAGCAGUGGUAGUGAAAAAUUGUAAAUAGAUUUCUGUCUUUGUGUACAUUAAUAUGAGAAAUGCGUAUUUUGAGAGACGAUUCUCAAGAAAAUAAUCACCCAGUACGAGACAUAUCUUGUAAAUAAUACCUAUAUUAUAUUGAAGUGAUUCCAUGAGAAAAUUCGCUCCUGAAAUUAUGUGAUUACAAUAAGUUGUAUGAUUAUUUUAUU
Copidosoma floridanum is the source of this 1707-nucleotide messenger RNA. RefSeq names its product homeobox protein C15 (gene C15). Gene Ontology annotation, molecular function: DNA-binding transcription factor activity, RNA polymerase II-specific; RNA polymerase II cis-regulatory region sequence-specific DNA binding. The record is from RefSeq and is a predicted model, not a curated record. Gene Ontology annotation, biological process: regulation of transcription by RNA polymerase II; animal organ development. Gene Ontology annotation, cellular component: nucleus. NCBI's taxonomy places the organism in Eukaryota, Metazoa, Arthropoda, Insecta, Hymenoptera, Encyrtidae.